Peniophora sp. CBMAI 1063 is the source of this 2370-nucleotide messenger RNA. NCBI's taxonomy places the organism in Eukaryota, Fungi, Basidiomycota, Agaricomycetes, Russulales, Peniophoraceae. The record is from the annotation of a GenBank genome assembly.
AUGGCGCUAUCCACUGCUAGUAACAUCCAGAGAGCGGAUCCAUCUACAAUACAGAACAAGUUUUUAGCCGGUUACCAAGGCUGGUUUACCUGUGCGGGAGAUGGUCCACCUAUCGGAAACGGACAUCAUGGCUGGAUUCACUGGAUGGGCCACCCGGGCGCACAUCUCAACAUAGACUUCUGGCCCGACAUGUCCGAGUACUCGCCGUCUGAGCUAUACCCUGUACCGGGUCUUAAGUACCUAGACGGCAGUCAAGCGCAUCUGUUCUCUUCGCGCAACCCUAAAACAGUACAAAGGCACUUUCAUUGGGCGGCUGAAAAUGGGGUGGAUGGUUUCAUGUUGCAGCGCUUUGUCGGUCAAUGCGACAUGGCACCUGAGAGGGAUAAUGAUGGAAUCCGCCGUCUUCGAGAUGAAGUUGGCGAUGUUGUUCGGGACGCUGCCGAGAAAGAAGGCCGCGUCUUUGCCAUAAUGUACGAUCUUGCUGGUGUUGGGCCGGACAGGAUCGAAAGGAUCAUCAGACAUGACUGGCUUCACCUUCUACGCGAUAAGCGAGUCCUUGAUAGCCCCAAUUAUCUAUACGAGAAGGGCAAGCCAGUCAUCACUGUCUGGGGUUUUGGAUUCGAGUUCCAGGAAGGAGCGCCCGAAAUUAUGCGGGCAGUCACAGAUUUCAUACGUAACUCGACGCCAGGGGGAGCGUACAUCAUCGGCGGCAUGCCCGCGCCUUGGCGGGAUAUGGAGCCCUGGAUGGCACCCGCCUACAUGGAAUGUUUCGACGCGAUAACGCCCUGGACCGUGGGCGUAUACAGCAAACGUGAAGAUAUCGAUUGGUUUGCCGAGUGGCGCAUCAAGCGUGAUAUUGAGUACUUGGAGACAUAUGAGAGGGAGACAGGCAAGCACGUCGACUAUCUACCGACGAUAUUACCUGGGAGCUCGGGCUACAAUACCUCUGAGGGGAAAUGGGUGUUCAACGGGUCUCCUCGGGACGGCGGGAAGUAUCUGUGGCGACAACUCUGGCAAGCGAGACGACAUGGAGCGAAGAUGUUUUAUGGGGCGAUGUGGGACGAAUACGAUGAAGCGACCAAUUACCUCCCCAUCGUUUCUCAACAGCAUCAAGUACCCAUUGAUGAUCAGGACAAGUUCAAGCUUCGUGCGCUGGAUGUUGACGGAUAUGUGCUACCAAGUGACUGGUACAUGCGUAUCGCGGGUUACGCAGCUGAAGCAUUGAAGGGUCAUUACAAAAUCGGCGAAGAGUUCCCGGAAGAGACCAUUCGGAAUUGGAAGACGACCCACCCGCGUCUAGAAACAACGUCUGGCGGCGUCACCGGCUCUGGACCAAGCUACCAGCAAUGGGAAGCUGAGGCUGCUCAGAGUAAUCCGGACGAGCCGCCCCCACCCCCGUACACUCUCGAAGUCGACGAGAACCAGGCUCACAUCCCGACGCCUGCACCUGUGGCACCCAUGAAUACCCGGCCUACACCUCCAGUGACCAGCUUGCGUCCAGAAGCACCUCUUCCUCCUCGUGGAACUCGGCCCGUAUCACAAUACAAUGCUGGGAACCUUUCUCAGAACUUCGCACAAAUAUCGAUCGACCCACGUCCCCCUCCACCUAGCCUCGCUACGAGACCAUCGCAGUCGGCGCGAAUGGCCGCGCAGGCAGACUCUCGCCCUCAGUCAUAUUUAGGCUCAAGCACCACCACCAGUCCUGCACAGUCACCCCAAUGGCCGCCGGCGGACUGGACGCAAUCAACGCCCUCUAGCCAUGCCAUCGAUACCGUCCCAAACAGUGAAAUACGAUCAUCAUACUCCCCGCCCCCUGGUCCGCCUCCCUCCCGCCCGCCACAUGUAGGGUCGUCGAACUCUUCGUACUACGCUGCACCCACAGGACCCCCACCGCCUCAAUCAGGAAGUAGUCCUAUGACGAUGCCUGGGCCUAGUUCAUACUCGCCCGCCCCCCUGUCUUUGAUGCCGGCUCCUGGUGUACCGAUGCCUGGCGGUAUGCCCCAACCUGAAUUUGUCGGAGGCUUUCAUCCUGAUGAAGAUCGGUCGGGGUACAAUCCAUCGUACUACGGACACUCACAGCUCCCUCGAGUGCCGCCUCGGCCCACCAGCGCUCACUCCCCGCCACCAAGCCACCCGCAAAGGGUAUCUGCUUAUCCGCCUUCGUCAGCUCCACCAUUACCAUCCCGACCCUCAGGAUAUGGCGAAAGCGGUGGGCAAUCGCAAUUCGGCCUUGGAAGAGGGCGUGGCGGCGGCUUAGUCGGAGGUAUGCUUGAUCGCAUUGGAAAUGAUCGUCGGAAGGCGCUCGAGCAACGGGUGGACUCCGUUACCCAAGCGGGCAGUAAACUCUUCGGGCGCCUCGGUGGGAGGUAG